This is a messenger RNA of Cavia porcellus (domestic guinea pig), 2312 nucleotides long. It is a transcript of the gene Neil3, whose product is annotated as nei like DNA glycosylase 3. Lineage: Eukaryota; Metazoa; Chordata; Mammalia; Rodentia; Caviidae. The transcript is spliced from 10 exons. The coding region runs from base 225 to 2048 and encodes 607 amino acids. Gene Ontology annotation, molecular function: damaged DNA binding; DNA-(apurinic or apyrimidinic site) endonuclease activity; DNA N-glycosylase activity. Gene Ontology annotation, biological process: base-excision repair. The record is from RefSeq and is a predicted model, not a curated record.
CGCGGGGGAGGGCGCGGUGUAGCGACUACAGGCUGGGGCGCUGACGCCGCAGGCCUUGGGCAUGUCGUGGGCGUGUCGUGGGCGUGUCGUGGGCGUGGCAUAGGGGACGAUGGACGCGCGGGAGAUUUGAACUUUCUCUCCUAGGCUUCAGUGCUGGCGCGGAGCUGAGAGUACAACAUAGUCUUCUCCUUGAUUCAGCUGCAGGCCACAGGCCGGCCAGAGAGAUGGUGGAAGGACCAGGGUGUACAGUGAAUGGAGAGAAAAUUCGGGCGCGAGUGCUCCCAGGACAGGCGGUGACUGACGUGCGAGGAAGGGCUCUGCAAAGCCCUCAGGGCCCAGGGUCGUCACUCGCGGCCCCUGUGGCUGAGGUCUCUUUUCAGGCUGCUGCAAUGAAAGAUAGCAAUGAUUCCAGCCAGAAUUUCUUGAGACUGCUUAAUGGAUACCUUUACAGUGGUGUGGAAACUUUGGGGAAAGAGCUGUUUAUGUUUUUUGGCCCAAAAGCUUUACGGAUACAUUUUGGGAUGAAAGGCUCCAUCAUGAUUAAUUUACUUCCAUGCAAAAAUAAAAAUGGAGAUUCUUCUGUUUUUGAACUGCAGCUCACCAAUGAUUUGAUUUGUUUCUUUGACUCAUCGGUAGAACUGAGAAACUCAGUGGAAAUCCAACAGAGAAUAAGAAUGAUGAGAGAAUUAGAUGUGUGUUCACCUAAAUUUAGUUUCUUAGGAGCAGAAAGUGAAGUUAAAAAACAGAGAGACCGGAUGCUUUGCGAUGUGCUAUUGGAUCAGAAAGUGUUGCCUGGCGUGGGGAACAUCAUCAAAAAUGAAGCUCUUUUUGACAGUGGUCUCCAUCCAGCUCUCAAAGUUUUUCAGUUAACAGAUGAACAGAUCCAUCAUCUUGUGAAGAUGGUGCGUGAUUUCAGCAUUCUCUUUUACAGGUGCUGUAAAACAGGAUCAGCUAUCUCUAAACAUUAUAAGGUUUAUAAGCGUCCUAAUUGCGGUCAGUGCCACUGCAAAAUUACUGUAUGUCGCUUAGGAGAGAAUAACAGAAUGACAUAUUUCUGUCCUCAUUGUCAAAAAGAAAAUCCUCAACACACUGACAUAUGCAAACUGCCCACUAGAAAUACUAUAAUUAAUUGGAGACCUAGCAGUGGAGACCAUCUGACUGACUCAGUGGGUCGGAAAUCAGAAGAGCAAUGGACCUGUUUGGUGUGUACCCUAAUAAAUAAGCCUUCUGCUGAGACAUGCGAUGCUUGCUUCACCUCAAAGCCUGUUGAUUCAGUAUUCAAGAAUGAAGAAAAUUCUAUAGUCUUUCAUAACUUAGUGAAGUACCCUUGUAAUACCUUCAGGAAAGCACAUGCAGAAGUGAAAAUUAACAGGAAAACUGCAUUUGGAACUACAACUCUUGUCUUGACUGAUUUUAGCAAUAAAUCCAAUACUUUGAAAAGAAAAGAAAGCCAAACCCAGACACCAGAUGGGGAAUUUCAAAACUCUCUUCCUGCAAACGUUUGUUUUAGUGAUACACGGCACCCCUCCAAGGAGAGAACAAACUAUAUAACUCAAGUAUCUAACAAAGUAAACACAUCUCCUACAGUCUGCUCUCAGUCUGAAUUAUUUAGUUCAGCACAUAAAAAAUUGAAAACAACCCACUACUCAACACCAGAUCUCAAAAGUUGCAACACUGGAUUUUCUAACAGCCAACUCCAAGCUAGUAUGACAGAUGGUCCUUGUACCUCAAAUGCCGGCGGUCCUCGAUGCAGGAAGCACAACCGCCUGUGUGUUCUCCGUGUUGUCAGGAAGCAUGGUGAAAACAGAGGAAGGCAGUUUUACGCUUGUCCACUCCCUGGAGAUGCACAAUGUGGAUUUUUUGAAUGGGCAGAUUUGUCUUUCCCAUUCUGCAGCCACGGCAAGCGCUCUAUCAUGAGAACAGUGUUGAAGAUCGGACCUAAUAAUGGAAGGAAUUUUUUUGUGUGUCCUUUGGAGAAGGAAAAACAGUGCAAUUUUUUCCAGUGGGCAGAAAAUGGACCAGGGAUAAAAAUUAUUCCAGGAUGCUAAUAUUUUUUUCUUUCUAUAGAAUAUCUAGCAUUUAAUCUCUUCAGACCAUUUAUCCUUGCCUUUGUGAAAUGCAAAGGUUGUAGAAUAUCCGUGGCACACAUACAGGACUUGAGGACUUUGUAUUUUAGCUGGGCCAUCUUUCCUUUCUAUGGCUGUUGUUUUUUCCUUUUAUCUUAAUGAAUGUACUUUUCGUCAGUGUACAGGAUACUGCAUUUGUAAUGUAUAUUUAAUGCAUGUAGUAGUGACAAUAAAGUGUUUUUAGUA